Colletotrichum navitas is the source of this 1140-nucleotide messenger RNA. RefSeq lists its product as uncharacterized. Lineage: Eukaryota; Fungi; Ascomycota; Sordariomycetes; Glomerellales; Glomerellaceae. The record is from RefSeq and is a predicted model, not a curated record. The coding region runs from base 186 to 1040 and encodes 284 amino acids. The transcript has a single exon.
CCGGGUUUUGCUAUUUUAGACAAGCGCCGUAAGCCGCCGCAAGUCUGUCUUGCCUGCCACCGCCAAAUCUCGCUGGCGCCGACGUAUUCCUUUGGCGGACUUCUCCACGGACGCCCGCCCCUUUUACCUGGAGUGACAAAACAAAGCCGAGCCUGUUAGAACGCAGGCCCAGGUCUCUUAGCUCAAUGCUCCGGCAUCCGGCUCGUCGGGAGCACGGUCGGGGCACGGCCGGCCCGGUGCGACUUGGCCUCCCAGCCUGCGUCUCCUGCAUGCAACCUGUUCCCGCGAACCAGACCGUCCUGAACCCCAAGUGGCGUAACGGCCAGCCACCCACUCGAGAGUCUCAAAGGUUUCUAUACUGGUUUGAUAGGGGCAAGGUAGCUGUGAAGGAGGGAAAGUCUCGAAUCGUCCAAAUCCAACAGGCUUGUCGGUUCAAGCGCAGGGGGGAAGACGCGACAUCUAUAAGUAGUCCCAACCGGUCUUUGCUCAUGUUGCAUCGCCAGCUUGGUUCUCCCAUUACACACCACAAGAAGUCAAUACUCAUUCUCUACACCAAAACCCACCAACACAAGACUUCCCGUUCCCCUACAACUACCAAAAUGGCCACCGUCGUUUCCACCCCCGUCCCCGCCGGCGUCGACAAGACCGCCGUCCUCGCCACCAUCCACAACCACGACCUCAUGGUCAAGACCCUCUGCCCGGCUCUCAUCUCCUACAACCUCGAGUCCGGCUCCGCCGGCAUUGGCCAGUCCGCCACCUACUCCGUCACCGAUAAGAAGCCCAUCGGCCAGACCACCUACCAGCUCACCAUCACCAACCUCGAGGACGGUGUCGACACUCUCGUCAACGCCAAGCCCCCCGUCGGCACCCUCAUCAUCACCGGAAAGUGGCGCCUUGUCCAGGAGAGCGCCGGCCUCGUCCUCCGCGAGGAGGUCGACAUCGACGCCAACAUGAUCAUGAAGAAGAUGGCCAAGGGUAACGUCGAGAAGACCCACCCUGAGCAGCACGCUGCUCUCCUUGCCGAGGCCAGCAAGGCAUAAAUCAUGUCGAUUUCUAUACCCCACCGGAUGAGUCUUUCACCUCUAGAAAGCGAGCGGUGUGACCGGCGUUCAUCGGACAUUGGAUCUUCAGAUAAAGAUA